Molecule: messenger RNA, 1689 nt
Organism: Coffea eugenioides
Lineage: Eukaryota; Viridiplantae; Streptophyta; Magnoliopsida; Gentianales; Rubiaceae
Product: UDP-glycosyltransferase 88F5-like
Molecular function (GO): UDP-glycosyltransferase activity
Source: RefSeq, a predicted model, not a curated record
UGGAGAGUCAAGACCGCUCGCAGGCACCUACUAAAGUUGUUAGGCACAUUUAAGGUAGCAAGAAUCUUCAUUCAUAAGCUCGUAUACCCAUCUCCAGUACCAUUCUGCCUCUUCUCAACAACUGCAAAUCAGAAGCUAGAAGAUGGAGAACACCCUCGUCCUGUAUCCAGCACCAGGAAUAGGCCACAUGAUCUCGAUGCUGGAGCUGGCCAAGUUAAUCCUUCGCCACUACAGCAACAAAUUCUCAAGAAUCCACAUCCUCAUCACCACCGGCUUUCAAGCGGAUUUCUCUUCUAAUCUCAGUCCACCUGCCAUUGCGUUCAAAUUCAUCCGCAAGAAUGCUCCCAAUGUCCACCAUGCUCUCCAGGAUUCUAAGACAUCAUCAAUUAGGGCUCUGAUCAUUGAUUUUUUCUGCACAUCAGCGAUGCCUUAUUCCAAUAAUCUUGGCACCCCGGUUUACUAUUUCUUUACUUCUGGUGCUGCAGCUCUUGCUCUUUAUCUGUACUUUCCCACAAUCCACAAGCAAACAAGUGAAAGCUUUAAAGAUCUUGUUCAGACUAAGUUUGAUGUUCCAGGGUUGCCUCCUAUACCAGCAACACAUAUGCCUGAGCCAGUGCUGGACAGAGUUGACCCUGCCUCUGAUGAUAUACUAUAUUUUUCUGUUCAUCUCCCUAAGAGUAGUGGUAUCAUAGUUAACACAUUUGAUGAGCUAGAACCUAUUGCUUUGAAGGCAAUUACAGAUGGUCUGUGUGUUCCUGAUGCUCCUACUCCACCCCUAUACAACAUUGGGCCAUUGAUAGCUGAAGCUGAUAGUAGACCAGCUGAAGAUGGUGAUGAAGGCAUUGACUUGGAUCAGAGUGAUUGCUUCUCAUGGCUUGAUAGACAGCCGAACAAAUGUGUGGUGUUCUUGUAUUUUGGAAGCCGAGGAACUUUCUCAGUUGAGCAGAUAACGGAGAUUGCUAAAGGGUUGGAAAGAAGUGGUAAGAGAUUCCUGUGGGUUGUCAAAAAACCUCUAGGCGACUACAAAAGCAAACAGGUUAAUGGAUCAGGUGGUUUUGAGGUUGACAGCAUACUACCAGAGGGGUUUCUGGAGAAAACCAAAGGUAUAGGCCUGGUUGUGAAGUCAUGGAUACCUCAGAUGCAGGUGCUGAGACACCCUGCAGUGGGGGGAUUUGCAACUCACUGUGGGUGGAACUCAAUCUUGGAAGCCGUGGUUGCAGGUGUGCCGAUGGUGGCUUGGCCGCUACAUGCUGAACAGCAUGUUAACAUGGCUGCACUGGUCCAAGACAUGAAGAUGGCAAUUCCAGUGGAGCAAGGCAAUGAUGGCAUUGCAAGUGCGGAGGAGGUCGAAAAAAGGAUUAGAGAAUUGAUGGAUUCAGAGAGAGGACAAGAACUUAGAGAGCUGAGCAAGAAGAUGAGAGCCAUAGCUGUUGAAUCUGGGCAACAUUUAGGCUCUUCUAGUACUGCCCUUUCUAACUUGAUUCGCGUUGUGUUUGGAAACUAAAAGCAACCAAAAUUCCCCAAUCCCUCCCUACAUCUUUCAGUGCUCCCAUUUCUUUGGCUAGACCCAAAAAGCUUCAAGUCUUUGAGCUGUAUUUAGAUAAUAAAACAUUGAUUAUCGAACUCUGUUCAUGGCACAAGUUAUUCUACUAAGUUGAUUAAUUAACUGAUUCAGAACAUUAGUUCACC